CCUAGUGAACUUCAAGGGUGUAUAGUCUUCGGCUUUCCUAAAACAACUCCAUUUCUCGUUAUUCUCAUUUCUGUUUGCUCUCUGCGCAUGCGCUGAAGAAGCGCUGACAGAUUGCGGCAAAUCAUUGUUGUGCAGUUGCAUUACAGCAUUCGGUGAAAGUGGAAGAAGAGCGCAUUCCAACAGAAAUAAUCAUAAUAACAAUAACAAUUAAUUUCCCUCCAUUUAUGCACACACACACACACAUACGCAUACCUCCAACUGAGAAGUAAACAAAUUGAUAUUGUACGGCUUUGUCUCGGUCUGUGUGUGGAACAAUAGUGCUCGUGGCCAAAAUCAAUGGGGCAGCUCUGAACGCCAGCAAUUAUCAGUACCAAGAAGUGACUGAGGAAAGAACACCAGCAACCGAUCCUGAGAUCGUACAUUUAUUGCUGAAAGAUUCCGAUAUGGUGAAGGUAUGGGGCACAAACCUGACCGCCAUCACCUGGGCCCAUGCGGUCAACAGUCAGCAGUUGCUGGGCGAUGUACUAACAGAAACUAGUAAUAUUGACUUCAUCGAGGCAGACAUUGUUCUGGGCAAACUGAAUGGCGAGGGCGAGGAUAUGCCUGUAAUGGCUCAUCCGCCAGCUAUCAUCUCCGAUCUCACGUUGGCGGAAUUUUUAAAACAGAUCAUGGACUUUAAUCGAGGUCACGAAGGUCAGGAAAAGGGCGUCAAGCUCGAUUUUAAGUCUAUCGAGGUCUUCGAAGGAUCCCUGGACAUCCUGGACGAGAAUAUUCCUAACAUGACUUACCCGGUUUGGAUAAAUGCCGACAUCCUGAGUGGUCCCGUGGAGCAGAAUAAGACCGUGCCAGUGGAUCCAGAUCGCUUCUUCGCCGGCUGUAUGCGUUACAAGCAGGCAGUUCUUUCGAUCGGCUGGACAACCAACUGGGGCUCCGACUUCCGAGAUGGCGAAUACACGCAAGAACAGUGUGAUGCCAUGGUGGAAUCGCUAGACUCCAAUAAUAUCCUUUCUACCGGUCAGGGCAUUACCUUUCCCGUGCGCGCUGGCAUCGCCGCCAAUAGCGCGGAGCAACUACAUCGACUGGUUGCCGCGGUUAACGAGACAAACGAGAGCACCCUUACCAUCUGGUCUUCUGACGGCGACUAUGUGGAUGUGGAAAAGCUACGCAAACUGAUCUUCAGCUUUGGCUUAGAACGAAUCUACUUGGACGUGCCAGAGGAACUGGCCUCGCAAUUGGAUUUGGGUACUCCUGGCAAUGCCGGCAGCACCUUUAAGUCCCUGUUCGGCUUCAGUUUCGUCAGCCUGUGCUUUUGGGCUCUGUCCAGCUGGCUGCAGAGGAUGUAAUAGUGUCCACCAAGUGAUUCAAAUAGGUACAAUUGUUAAAACGAGUUAACAACAAAAGAUUUUGAUACAAUUUCAAUAAUGUAAUAAAACGAUUUAAUUUUA
Molecule: messenger RNA, 1445 nt
Organism: Drosophila eugracilis
Lineage: Eukaryota; Metazoa; Arthropoda; Insecta; Diptera; Drosophilidae
Product: protein FAM151B
Exons: 4
Coding region: 444-1343 (299 amino acids)
Source: RefSeq, a predicted model, not a curated record